Varroa destructor (honeybee mite) is the source of this 2149-nucleotide messenger RNA. It is a transcript of the gene Stoml2, whose product is annotated as stomatin like 2. Gene Ontology annotation, cellular component: membrane; mitochondrion. Gene Ontology annotation, biological process: mitochondrion organization. The record is from RefSeq and is a predicted model, not a curated record. NCBI's taxonomy places the organism in Eukaryota, Metazoa, Arthropoda, Arachnida, Mesostigmata, Varroidae.
UGGCAUGUAGCAAAUCCAAAAUGAUUCACUAAGUUUGUCUUAUUUUGACGCAUCGAACCGUAAGCUUUUCUCCCAGAAUUUCUCCGAUCCGUUUGUUAACAAGGACAUUUAGCAGACAUGCGCUACUCCAUUAUUAGUGUGUUCCGAUCCUGAAGCCACUGUUCUAGUAAAUAAAAAAAAAAACAACACCGCCGGGCUUAUGUAGGGUGCACGGCAUCGUGCGUUUCAGAUUAACCCUGUUAUACAUAAAUCGAACUGAACCUUUUCAAGCACGAACGUGCGAUUUUAACCAUCGUGCCCUAUACAACAUUGAAUUUUUCAAGACUGUGUUUGUAGACGUCGCCGGUCGUCAAAAAUUUAUUUGCACUGUGAUCGCCAAAUCAUUCAUACUUAAGUUUCCCAUAAGAAAAAUCCAACAAUAAUGCUAAGGCGCGCUGGUAAAUUCAGUCAGGCCACUGUUCUCUGGGGAAUUAAUAGCGGAGUUCGCGCUGUGAAUUUGCGCGCACCCGUCGUAGCGUCAGGACCCCUGGCCUUCAGUUCUCAAAAUCGCUACCGUUCAUCACUACCGAUAAACACUGGAUUAAUGUUUGUACCACAACAGGAAGCAUGGCUAGUUGAGCGGAUGGGCGCCUUCCACCGAGUUCUGGAGCCCGGACUUAACCUACUCAUUCCUGUUAUCGACCGCGUAAAGUAUGUGCAGAGCCUAAAGGAAAUUGCAAUAGACAUUCCACAACAAAGUGCAAUUACGGCCGACAACGUAGGCCUGAGCAUCGACGGUGUUCUUUAUCUCAAGGUUCAAGACCCGUACUUGGCUAGCUAUGGAGUUGAGGAUCCCGAAUUUGCAGUCACGCAAUUAGCACAAACAACGAUGCGUUCCGAGUUAGGCAAGAUCACUUUGGAUAGCGUGUUCAAAGAGCGAGAAUCUCUUAAUAUUGCUAUUGUCGAAGCUAUCAACAAAGCAUCCGCUUCCUGGGGAAUCGAUUGUCUGCGAUAUGAAAUCCGAGACAUAAAGCUUCCACCUCGGGUGACCGAGGCCAUGCAAAUGCAGGUAGAAGCCGAAAGAAAAAAGCGCGCGGCUAUUCUCGAAUCUGAAGGGGUGCGUGAAGCUGAUAUUAACGUAGCCGAAGGUCAGAAGAAGGCACGCGUUCUCGCCUCAGAGGCGCAACAGGUUGAACUCGUCAACAGAGCUCAGGGAGAGGCCGAAGCACUAGAGCGGAAGGCAAAGGCAAAAGCGGCUGCACUCCGAAUUGUGGCGAAUUCCCUUGCGGGCUGUGGAAAAGAUGCAGCAUCGCUCGCAGUGGCAGAGCAGUAUGUGGCCGCUUUCAGUGAACUCGCUAAGGAAACAAAUACCAUUUUACUCCCAGCCAACUCUGGUGACAUGUCUUCAAUGGUUGCACAAGCGCUUGGAAUUUAUCAGAAGCUCCAGGCCACUCCAUUCUACACAGGAAAGAACAAAGACUCACCUGACCGUGAGGGUAACUUCGCUGCGCACGACCCCGGAAUCGAUCCUGCUGAACCUUUAAGCAGUAACGAAGGACAGAACUCUACUAGAGAAAAAAAAGCGGAAGCUAACGACCUUAAACAGUCGGAAGACAAGCUGAUCGACGAAAUAUUGACUAAAAAAUAGUGUCCAUAUGUAAUAGUUAUUGUUCCUUUUUUAUGGUGCAUUAUGGGGGUUCGUUAUAUAGUUAGACAGUAAAUACGAAAAAAAAAAACUUGAGUAAAUACUCACGAAAAAAUACAAAAGCUGAAAAGGCGAAUCAAUGAAGCUCGAGCAUCACAUAAACAUGGUAUCGCUAUUAAGAGGUAAUCGUUUUGCAAUCGGCGUUAUAUUUACAUUACUGCGCAAAUGAUAAAAGGUGUCCGAAAAUACAUGUUUAGAUGAUGCUUUUAAUUAACUAAUUUAAUUAAUUAAUAAUAACCUUAAUUAAAAAUUAAUAUGAAAAAAGGGAGUGUGGACGGUAUGCAAACGACUGUAAAAAUUGAAUGGAAGCAAGAAACGUAUGUAUAUCGAGAUUUUUUGUAGGUAGUGGAGGACGGUGCGAAUUUCUUAGCUCAGUCAUGGGGCCUGAAUGUCUGAUAUAGUGCAUGGCUUAUAUAAGAACUUAUCAGUCAGAAAUAUACUGCACUGCUUAUAAUUGUACACUUA